Messenger RNA from Aricia agestis (brown argus), 2128 nucleotides. RefSeq lists its product as uncharacterized. NCBI's taxonomy places the organism in Eukaryota, Metazoa, Arthropoda, Insecta, Lepidoptera, Lycaenidae. The coding region runs from base 112 to 741 and encodes 209 amino acids. The record is from RefSeq and is a predicted model, not a curated record. The transcript is spliced from 5 exons.
CCCGUGCCAGUCCAGUCCCGGCCGCGCUGCCAGACGCGCGCCAGUGCCAGUGCAGUGCCAGUCCCGACAUGCAGCCAUCACGCUGGCGGCACUGAACACACACUAUCAGAGAUGCUACAGUCGUUAUUGCAGCCAAGAGAGAAUCAGCGCCCGAAAAUGAUUGGUGCAAUGCCAGCAGUGGCGGUGCGGCACGAGCGGCGGCGUGCGGAGAAGCGGUCGGGGCGGCGCCCCUCGCAGCUGGCCCUGUCGCUCGGCCGCGGGGACGACGCGACGCCCUCGCCCGACCGGUACCGCAGCGAGCUCUACUUCUGCGGGAGGAUCGCAGUACUCCACGCUAUAGUGGGUUCCCUGCUGCUGGGUAUCGUGGUGUUGGUGGUGGGGCUGGUGCAGCUGUCCCCGGGGGCGGAGGCCGCGCAACACCGCUAUUAUCUCAUGGGCGCUGGCGCCGCGCUCGUGGGAGUAGGAGUGUUGGCUGCUGUACUCAGAUGCGUCUGCCUACAUUGGCACAGCAGGAAGUACCGAGAGGAAUAUGAGGAACCGGCAGUCAGGGCCACGCAGAAGAACGGCGUCAGCGUCGUCGAACAGAAGGCCGGAACCGCCCAUGAUAAACACGACAAGCACGAUAAACAUAACAAGCACGACAAGCUAGACAAGCUGGACAAACCCAAGCUCAAGUCGCAGAGCAGUUUGGCUCAGGAGGUGGACCUGAUCAAGCAGCCCUCAGUCGCCAGUGACACUUAAGCUCAUCUCUUUCUCUCUCAUCGCUUCGAACUGACCAAUAGGUUACGCGCAUCACCCGAACCAGUACCAGGGAAUCAUAUUUUAAAAGAGUUACAAACUUUACAUACAUUUGAAGUCUUUAUCGGAUUUUCAAGAUCUUUAAAACCUUUUUAACUGAAAUUUUAUCCUAUUGAUACAAUGUGGUAUGUUAUUUUGAAUAUCUUAUUUAAAAUUGAGAGAAAAUUUUCGACAAAAUGUCAAGACAAGUGAAAUUACUUAUACAAAAGUACAAGACAUAUUCUCAGAGUAUUUUCGGGCUGAAUACUGAAACUUAGCUUAAAUUGAGUGGCUCUCAGUCACAUGGUGUUAUAAAUACUGUUUCAUUACAUUAAAAUACAUAUAGUAGACCAUCAUGCGUGACUUCAGAUAAGAUAGCCAAACAAUGCUGCAUGCGUAAAACUUAUCUUCAUUUAAAGAACAUGGCUGUUACUCUACUUAAUAUUCAUAUUGUGCUGCGACCUGUGGUUUGAGAGCCCCUCAUUUUAAGUAGGUUUUAACAGUCAGAUCGCACUACCACAAUAUAUUGUAGGGCAUCCAUCUCAGUGUACAUAUCACAUACAUAACAUAUAAUUUUAAACUAAAAUAUUUAUUACAUAUCAAAUUCGGAUUUUCAAAACGUUAUUUUUCAUCGUUUCUUAUCCUAGGUAUCCUAUACGGUAUUUUUGAAAAUUUUACAAUUAAGAAAAUUAUAUUGUAUUUAUUUAGGAAAGAUAUUUAGAAUAGUCGGAAUCAUUUUGUCUUCACACAGGGGCGUAGCUAGUUCUCAUUUGGGGGCGUUUUUCUGUACACGUAAACCCAAUCUGGACGCUUAGACAAAUUGUAUUCGAUAAUCUCGGCAGCGAAGUUAGGGAUCGAAAAUGUGUGGUAUUCGACAGUCACAUAAGUACAUCACUCAUCCCAUACAUUUUUAAUUUCUAAUUACUUUGCUCUCGAAAUUAUUGAAUGCAAUGUGUCUAAGUAUCCAUGGGUUCCGAAACCUCCUUCUGUUGCUGCGCUCAACCACCACCGUCCGUUACAACAGAAGCUCAAUAUAAAGUUACAGCACAAAGUUCUGUCGAAUAUAUUGUACUUACCCACUCUAAAGAGUUUAUUGCAGAUUUAUGAAGAUUUUAUAUAUUUUAACAGAGCAAGAGCUUAUAUGUUGCAGGAAAUAUCACAUAAUAUGUUUACACAGUAUUUGUUUCAGAUAAUGAAAUUUUAACAAGGAGUGGAGGUCUUCCCCAUAAGUGUUCUUACAGACGAACGGCACGCGUCCGUCGUACACACGUUCGACACACGUCGUUCGUCCGUAAGAAGCCCAAGGUUGGGUUGCACCAGAAGCGUGGUUAAAGUUAAAGUUAUGGUUAUA